ACCGCCCCCUCCCCCUCCCCCUCCCCCUCCCUCCACUGCAACACCUACUCGCCUUCCUCCACCGCCUCCUCAGCCGCCGCCUCCGCUGCUGCUGGAUUGGAGAGUUUGAGCCAUGCUGCCUUCUUGCGCGCCACGUGCUCGGCGGAAUUCCUCGUCAGUACAGGAGCCAAGAAACGCUAGGAUUAGGCGCCUCCCAGGGUCCCUUUUAGUUCCCCUUUAACGAUUCGUAGGUUUGGGUUUGGUGUGGCUGUGUCCUGUGAUUUGUGGGAGUCCUGGUUUAGAGUCUACCGAGAAAUCAAGAACUGCCUGUUUUGGUUUGCAGUAGUUCUUGUUAGCGGUUUUGGUGCUUUUAUGGGAGUGCCCGUCGCGCAGAAGUCCGAUUCUUGGAUUGCGGAGCUUGCGAUGACGGACUGCUGCGACGGCGGUGAGAGCGGCGGCCUCGGUGGCCGGCCUAUUAACGGAGGCCGAGGUGGUGCCGUAGAGCAGCCUGAGUCUGGCACAGAUAGGUCUCCAGUGUCCCCGUCUGAGCGUGUUUGUACGCCGCCUGCAUCGAGGCUGGCCGGGUGGAGGCGCUUCUCGUCACCUGGUCCUCUCCGAUGUACAACACCGAGUGGAUGUAGGAGCGUAGGGUACGAAGAUGGUGAGGACUCGGAGCGGUAUUUCUCCCCGCAGAGUGAGUUUUCUCAAGACACAUCCGAUACGGAUUCGAUGAGCACAAGUAUCAGUAGGAUGUACACCUUCAGGUUGGGUACUUCGAGCCCAGGAGAUAGUCCUCUGAAACAAUCAGGAGUAGGAGACACAAGUCCUCCCUCCAGGAGGAGUGGCCAUUCUGGCCAAUAUUCUCCUAGCUAUCCUUGGAAUUUUGGGCGGGGAUCAGAUGAUGUCGAUUCUAGCUUUAUGAAUUCGCCACCUCGUGAUGAUGAACAGAAUAAAGAUGUUGUACAACCAAUUGAUUUUGAGAGUAAUCAGCACAUUUGGUAUCCACCACCACCUCAGGAUGAGGGCGAUGAUCUUGAAAAUGGUUUUUUUGAAUAUGACGAGGAUGAUUACAAUGAUAUUUGUGAUGAGAAGGUCUUUGAACAUGUUAACCAUGGUUAUGGUGAUGAUGAUGAUUUACUGGGGAUCAAAGGAAAACAUAAUAUAGCUCAUAAAGAGUUCUUGAGGAAUUCUUUACAUGGGCAUUUCAGGGCUCUAGUGUCCCAAUUACUCCAAGGACAUGGAAUUGAUCCUGUGGAUGGCUGGUCAGACAUAGUGUCCUCAUUAGCAUGGCAAGCAGCUACCUUUGUUAGGCCAGACACGAGCACAGGUGGUAGCAUGGAUCCCACCGACUAUGUCAAAGUCAAAUGUGUAGCAUCAGGAAAUCCAAAUGAUAGUACUUUCAUUAAAGGUGUUGUUUGUUCUAAGAAUGUAAAACAUAAACGCAUGGUAUCAAAACAUGAGAAUCCUAGAUUACUUCUUUUGGGUGGAGCACUGGAACUCCAAAAAGUCACGAACAAACUAGCGUCAAUAAACAGCAUUCUUGAACAGGAAAAGGAAUAUCUUAAGAAUGCUGUUGCAAAGAUAGAGGCCCAACGACCUCAUGUCUUGCUGGUUGAAAAAAGUGUGCCAUUGUAUGCUCAACAGAUUCUUGCAAAAGAUAUCUCUUUAGUGUUGAAUGUCAAGAGAUCACUUCUGGAAAGGAUAUCACACUGCACAGGUGCUCAAAUUGCAUCAUCCAUUGAAAAUAUCACUUCAGCAAGGCUCGGACAAUGCCAAACAUUCUGGAUCGAGAGAGUUACAGAAUGUUCGUCACCAAAGACCUCGAACAAAAAAUCUGUCAAGACACUGAUGUUUUUUGAUGGUUGUCCAAGACGCUUGGGGUGCACGGUCCUUCUUAGGGGCAAAUCCUACGAAGAGUUAAAGAAGGUCAAACUUGCUGUACAGUUUGCUUUAUUUGCGGCAUACCACUUAUCACUCGAGACCUCAUAUCUUGCCGAUGAAGGUGCAACGUUACCAAAGAUCCCUUCAAGCCUUCAACUCGAGAAGCAGAAUUUAUCCUCAAGCUGUUGUCAGCAGAAUUAUAAGAAAUUUCAAACCAUUGACAAUAGAACUUUCAGAAAUGGUGGCAUUAUGCCUUGCAUUGAUGGUUCUUUAAAAUUUCUUUCUGCAAAUCAAUCUCAGACAAGAGCUAAUUUAAGUCAUGAGGGAUAUGUACAAUCUCAUUCAAGAACUGACUUAAGUCAGGAAGAAUACACUGAAGGAACUAUUGACAUGUACCCUUUUGCCACACAAGCUUCUAUGUAUAAUGGCUGCCUACCAACUCUAGGCGUAGCUGUUCAGGCAUCCAAAAGUUUAUCCACCAGUGUCAGAAAAGGGACACCACCAGGUUUAUAUUGUUCUCAUAAUGUUCACAGAGAUGAAAUGGUUGGUGGAAUUUUGAGGGUCGAAAGUGACUUGGACAAUGGUUGGCAUCAAAUGUCAGAUGAAGACCGUGUAGUAGCAAUACAUGAUCAUAAUGAGAAUCACAAUGAAUAUUUCCCAACAUCUGAAAAUCCACAGAGCAUUUUGGUUUCCCUGUCAAUUGCAUGCCCUCUGAGAGGAAUUGUAUGCAAGCAAUCUCAGCUCUUUCGCAUAAAGUUCUAUGGUACCUUUGAUAAACCACUUGGAAGAUACUUCCGUGAAGAUUUAUUUGUUCAGACAUCAUGCUGCGAAUCUUGCAAGGAGCCUGCAGAAUCUCACGUACGAUGUUACACUCAUCAACAAGGCAGUCUCACAAUCAGCGUUCGAACUCUUGCAUCUGUCAAGUUACCUGGGGAGCAUGAUGGGAAGAUAUGGAUGUGGCAUAGGUGCCUAAGGUGCAAACCAAAAGAUGGAAUCCCUCCAGCCACACAAAGGGUUGUCAUGUCAGAUGCCGCACGUGGACUAUCUUUCGGGAAGUUUUUGGAACUUAGCUUUUCGAAUCACACGACAGCCAAUCGAAUUGCCCGCUGUGGACACUCCCUCCAGAGGGACUGUCUUCGUUUUUAUGGGUUUGGCAGCAUGGUCGCUGUCUUCCGUUAUUCUCCAGUACACAUUCUGUCUGUCAACUUGCCGCCCUCAGUAUUGGACUUUACAUAUCCAAUAGCUCAAGAUUGGGUCAUCAAAGAGGCUGCUUGUGUAGCAAGGAGGACAGAACAGUUUUACAGGGAGAUUGUUGACAAACUUGGCUGCAUCGAAGAGAUAGUAAAUGCCCAAAACGUGAGAAUGAAGUCAGGCUUGUAUAAACAUGUUACCGAUCUUAAGGAUUUGAUUAAAGUCGAGUGGAAGAAGUACGACGUUUUGUUGGGGUUUGCUAGCAUAAAUAACUUGCAGACAUAUAAACCAACAAUGGAUGUUCUAGAGCUCAAUCGCCUGAGACGAGAGCUUGUAAUUGAUGCUCACAUAUGGGAUCGAAGACUGUACAUGAUGCACUCCCUCACAAAGGAAAACUGCUGUACUGUGCCAUCUGAUGCACAAUCUCCUGAGAAGCCUACCGACAAUUUGUUAGAAGACUCAAAUGCUGUGAUAUCCAGUAAACAUGGGAAUACCGAGAAUUCACUGGAACAUACUCAGUCAGGUAUAUUGGCAGUGGCCGCAGAAUCAGGGAAACCAUUGCUCACAAGGGAACAGAACAUGAGUGCAUCACAUUUGGGGUUUACAACCAACAUUUUAGGUGAGGUAUCUCUGCAGUCUAUUGAAGGCUAUGCUAGAUCAGCUGGUUGCGGUUAUGCCUUGGGCCCAUGUGAAAUACAGAGUGAAGGAGUGCUGGCUGAUGAACUUAAGACUGAAAAGACUUUGCAGAAGUCAGAAUCUUCUGCCUCCAAUCUUUCUGACAGAAUUGACCUAGCUUGGACUGGCUCUAGUGAGUUUGUUAAUGAUCCAUCAAAAUGUAGCAUGGAGGCACUUCCAGUCAUACCUGCUGCUCUGAAAGAUGAUCCCUCAUCCCAGAAGGUUAUAGUGCCAGUUAGAAUCAAAUCAUUCGAUUCUGCUGUCACUUCCAGAAAUAGGUUAUUGCCUGUUGACGAUUCAAAUGCAAGCAUAAGAAGAUCUUAUUCUCAAAGGCCUCCAAAGGCUAUUGAGAGAACUGGUGGGGGCCUGUCUCCAACAUUCAUGAAUAGGCUGUCACUUUUUGGUAUGAUGGAUGGUGAGGGUCGAUUGCUUCUACCUCAAAAUGCCUCAGAUGUGGUUGUUCCAGUUUAUGAUGAUGAGCCAUCUAGCAUGAUAGCACAUGCCAUGACCGUUCCAGAAUAUCAUAACUUCUUGUUGCCACUGAUUGAUGAGCAUAAUGAAUUGGAAAGAUCCAGUGUAUUGAAUUAUCUGGAUCAGGAUUCUACUUCUAGGAACUACUCAGAUGGAUCAAUGCGGAGCUAUGGUUCUGACCAGCCUCAACCUGUAAUUGGAAAUGAUUCUAAGGACACCCAUCUGACAGUUUUGUUUGAGGAUGAAGAUUCAUAUUCUGUGGAAAAAGCAAAAUUUUCUGUGACGUGUUAUUUUGCAAAGCAGUUUGAUGCAAUCAGAAGAAAGUGUUGUCCAGAUGAGCUGGACUAUAUCCGUUCUCUGAGUCGCUGCAAGAGAUGGGGUGCCCAAGGUGGUAAGAGUAAUGUCUACUUUGCCAAAACACUAGAUGACAGAUUUGUUAUAAAGCAAGUGACCCGGACAGAGUUGGAUUCAUUUGAGGACUAUGCUGCAGAGUACUUCAAAUAUUUAACAGAAUCAGUAUCUUCUGGAAGCCCAACCUGCCUCGCUAAAGUCCUUGGUCUUUACCAGGUUGUUGCCAAGAAUUUGAGAGAUGGAAAGGAGCUGAAGAUGGAUGUAAUGGUCAUGGAAAAUCUUUUUUUCAAGAGGAAGGUAUCAAGAAUAUAUGACCUAAAAGGCUCGUUGCGUUCCCGCUACAACCCUGAUACCUCAGGGAACAACAAGGUUCUCUUGGAUCUGAAUUUAUUAGAGACACUUCACACAAAGCCCAUUUUUCUUGGAAGCAAAGCAAAAAGAAGGCUGGAGCGAGCUGUGUGGAAUGACACUUCUUUUCUGGCUUCGGUGGAUGUGAUGGACUACUCUCUUCUAGUUGGCAUUGAUGAAGAAAGUAAAGAGCUUGUGAUGGGGAUCAUCGACUACCUUCGGCAAUACACAUGGGACAAACAACUAGAGACUUGGGUGAAGGCGUCAAGAUUCCUGGGUGGCUCCAAAGAUGUUCUGCCGACAAUCAUAUCCCCGGAUCAGUACAAGAAGAGGUUUCGGAAGGCUAUGUCGAAGUACUUCUUCACUCUCCCUGACCAAUGGUCACCUUGAUCUCUUGAUGCCAUUCACCCUGGCAUCAGAUGCAUUCGGGUGAUUCGAUUGCAAAAUGGAAUGAUGGGAAGCAACAUGUUGUUUUCUCUUCUUUUUUUUUUGUUUCUGCAUUUGUUAGAAUAGUUGAUCCAUUUGUGCCUCUUGUAUGUUAUUAUUGUUCACAACAGGCAGGAUCGAGCUCCCUGGAGAGGACAGUAGCGAUGGAUGUCCAUCCAGGCAGAGUCUAGGGAUCAAUACGUGUACAUACACUACAUUGUAACAUGAAAUGCAAAAGAAAUGAAAUACGCGAUAACACGAGUUCCUUACCAAUGCUA
Molecule: messenger RNA, 5600 nt
Organism: Phragmites australis (common reed)
Lineage: Eukaryota; Viridiplantae; Streptophyta; Magnoliopsida; Poales; Poaceae
Product: 1-phosphatidylinositol-3-phosphate 5-kinase FAB1B-like
Exons: 11
Coding region: 352-5286 (1644 amino acids)
Biological process (GO): phosphatidylinositol phosphate biosynthetic process
Cellular component (GO): endosome membrane
Molecular function (GO): ATP binding; 1-phosphatidylinositol-3-phosphate 5-kinase activity
Source: RefSeq, a predicted model, not a curated record